AAAUUUGACAGAAUGAACCGCUAAACUAACAUAAACUGCACAAUUAUGGGGCUUAACACUCACAAACAGCGCUCUACAUGGAAAUGUUUAUGAGUAUUAUAUUAGAUAGUGUUUGACAGAGGCGCCCGUCUUCUCUGUCUGCUGUUUAUUUACAUGUAGUUUCAUUUUUAUAUGAGUAAGUUGUAUUAUAGUCACGAUGGAUUACCUGCUUCAGGUGAAAGUUGGAGCUCUGGUCGGCCUGCUGCUUUUAACUCUGUUUUUUGGGUUCAUUCCUGCGCGGAUGAAAUGGUUUCAUGUCACUGGGGGAACAGAGCUCCACAAGGCCGUGCUGAGUUUCGUGAGCUGUUUCGCAGGAGGCGUCUUUCUGUCCGCCUGUUUAUUAGACAUCAUCCCAGACUACCUGUCUGACAUACACGGAGAACUUCAAAAACGAGACCUUGAUGAUGGCUUCCCACUUCCAGAGUUUAUCAUGGCUUGCGGCUUCUUUACAGUGUUAAUCUUGGAAAAAAUGGUUCUGAGUUGCACUGAGGGCCACAGAAAUGAAGAGACGGCUCCGCUGCUCGCGCCAGCGGCACCUAAUGGACACGCGCAUGGACAUCCCUCAGUCAAUGAUCUGGAGGGGAGUGGACAUCACGUUCAUGUGGAUUUUCAUGCGCACUCAUCCUUCCGCUCUUUCAUGCUCUUCCUGUCUCUCUCUCUUCACUCCGUUUUCGAGGGUUUGGCUAUUGGCUUGCAGACGACGAAUGCCAAGGUGUUAGAGAUCUGCAUCGCCAUCCUGGUCCACAAGAGCAUCAUCGUGUUCAGUCUGUCGGUGAAGCUGGUUCAGAGCGCCGUCAAGCCUUUAUGGGUGGUGCUGUACGUGACCGUCUUCGCCAUAAUGUCUCCUCUUGGCAUCGGCAUCGGGAUUGUGGUCAUCGAGACGGAGCGGCAGGCCGGGGGUUUAAUCCAGGCGGUGCUGGAGGGACUGGCGGCCGGUACGUUUAUCUACAUCACCUUCCUGGAGAUCCUUCCCCAUGAGCUAAACUCAUCGGAGCGGCCGCUGCUCAAAGUCUUAUUCCUCCUGUGUGGAUUUUCAAUCAUGGCUGCUCUGUGUUUUCUGGGCUGAACCACCAGAGGAAAUCAUGCAGGCUGAUUUCAGGUGAUUUCAGAAAUACUGAGUACUUCAGAUUUUUAUUUCAUUUUUUUAGAGGAACUGAGCUCUUCUUAGGAGCAUGUGUAAUAAUAUAUCUCAUAAUAGCUGCUCUGUGUUUUCUGGCCUAAAAGACACUCUUAUUAUUAUUCUUUGUGUGUGAAAACUGAAGAUGCCUGAGGAAAUCAUGCUGACUGACUUCUGAUUUCACGUGAUUUCUGAAUAAUGAGUAUUUCAGUUUGCUCUUUUUAUUUUUAGAGGAACUGGUGUUUUUUUUUUUUUUUUUUUUACAAGCGCAGAAGAUGCUGCAGUUUUGGUAAGGACUUUUAGAUGAUUGUUUCACAAUGCAUUUCAAGAAGUUCUUCACAUGACUUUUAUAGUGAAGGAAAUGUGUUUUGCUGAUGAAAAGUCAGCAGUGCAGUUUAUUGUUUUAUUUAUAGAUAUUUAAAAAAAAAUUUCCCUCAAAGUCACAUAUCAUAAAUGUUAUUUUCUUGUCUUUUUUGCUUCCUCUAUUGACUUGAAUAACACUAUACUAUCUCUAAAAGUGCCAACUGUCUGAUCAAAUGCAUACAUUAUCAAAUUUAAUUAAUAUAUUUCUAUGUAUUUCUACAAUAUUUUAAUGCUAUUUCAUUCUUUUUAAAUAAAAUGGGUGAAAGAAAUGUUGGUGACCAAAUCCAGUCAAAUUAAAUUUGUUGUAAGCAGAUUGUGCCCACUUUGUUUCAAAUACUUUUGCCAAAAUAAAAUGCAAUUAUAGUGAAA
Molecule: messenger RNA, 1888 nt
Organism: Danio rerio (zebrafish)
Lineage: Eukaryota; Metazoa; Chordata; Actinopteri; Cypriniformes; Danionidae
Gene: slc39a1
Product: solute carrier family 39 member 1
Biological process (GO): metal ion transport; zinc ion transport; transmembrane transport
Cellular component (GO): endoplasmic reticulum membrane; plasma membrane; membrane
Molecular function (GO): metal ion transmembrane transporter activity
Source: RefSeq, marked validated